Messenger RNA from Temnothorax curvispinosus, 2233 nucleotides. RefSeq names its product rho guanine nucleotide exchange factor 12-like (gene RhoGEF2). The transcript has 3 exons. Gene Ontology annotation, cellular component: cytoplasm. Gene Ontology annotation, biological process: G protein-coupled receptor signaling pathway. The coding region runs from base 353 to 2233 and encodes 626 amino acids. Lineage: Eukaryota; Metazoa; Arthropoda; Insecta; Hymenoptera; Formicidae. Gene Ontology annotation, molecular function: G protein-coupled receptor binding; guanyl-nucleotide exchange factor activity. The record is from RefSeq and is a predicted model, not a curated record.
CAAAGUUUUAAGAAAAUCGGAGAGGAGAGCGUUAUACUAAACAUUUACCUCUGUUUCCUUUAAAGGUCUUUAUAUUGGGAGUUUACACAAUUUAGGUUGAAAUGUCAAUGUACUGCCACAGAACCUUCGGUAUUAAACCGGCGACCUUUAAACUCUCGCCAUUUCAUCACGUGUGAAUGUAUAUCUACUAAUCUGAAAUCAUUUUCGAUAUGUGAAGCUCGCUAAAGUGUAGCGAUAUAAACUGACAAAAGAAUUAAGAGUAUUGACUAUAUAGAAAUAAUGCAAAUUUUCUCGUAUUGUGCGACGUGACGAGCCGAAGUCCUCGACCGGCUAAAAGAAGAAUAUAAAGAGAAUGAGGCAGCGCGGCUCGCGACGUGUUCGUCCUCGAGUCGCGUCCAACGACGGGAGCUCUGUUGAUCCGUCGGUGUUAGAGCUGGCCUCGCGUUCGGAUCAAUUGACCAAUACUACUACGAAGAAAAAUUCAGAUGCUGACGAAAACGUUACUGAGCGCAUUACGUCGAACGACGAUAUCACCAUCGCUGCCGCGCGUGAAUAUCUACAUUGUCUCAACGAGCGGCGUACGAAGUCCGAAAGAGUCGGUUCCAGUGAUUGCGAGCAGCCCUCCAGCACAUUUCCCGGGAACUCGGCUGGCAGUUCGUCAAACAGCAGCCUCUCGACGAGAAGCCUGGAUAGUCCUAGUACUAGUUUGGAGCAGGUACAUCCGACCUCAUCAGCGGCAAACGCGUCAACUUCGUGGGACAGCGAUGUUGAUGUUGAGGCUGAUCCGCCGGAUUGGAGUCAGGCUGUCUCCGAGGACGUUCUUGCGCAGCUCAGCAACUCCGAGAAAAAAAGACAGGAUGUUAUUAACGAAUUGUUUCACACCGAACGCUCUCACGUUCGCGCGUUGAAAGUGCUUUCACACGUUUUCCACAAACCCUUGUUGGAGUCCCAAGUGCUGCCGUUGGAUCAGAUUCAGUUGCUUUUCUCUAAUCUGGAUGAGAUGCUGAUGAUACAUUCACGCUUUAACCAAGCGAUGAAACGGAAGAAGAAAGAGAAUUCGUGCGUGAGCGAUGUAGGCGAGCUUCUGCUGGAGAUGUUCGACGGCGAAGCUGGCGAGGUGUUUGAAAAGGCUGCAUCAACUUAUUGUGCUAAGCAGCAAGUUGCCUUGGACGCUCUGCGCGAUCGUCGACGUAAGGAUUCCAAGCUGAACGCUUUCCUGAACGAGGUGGAGGCAAAUCCGUUGUGUCGCCGACUCCAGUUGAAAGAUCACAUACUUACCGGCAUGUUGCGACUCACAAAGUACCCGUUGCUCUUUGAAAACCUGGCGAAGUAUACGCUAGACAGUAACGAGAGAGAGAAAGCAGCCAUAUUACGCAGCCUCGAGCGCAGCAAAGAGAUCCUGAGUCGCGUGAAUCAGGCGGUGAAAGAGGCCGAGGAUCAUCAACGACUCACAGAGAUUCAACGAACAAUCGAUCGGUCGGCCUUUGAUAAAUUUGAUCAUCCAACUGUGCAAGAGUUCAAGAAUCUUGAUAUCACAAAGCGCAAGUUGAUCUAUGAAGGGCCACUACAGUGGCGGCGUACCGAGCCAAAUCGAUCGAUGCCAAAUCGCUCGGUGCCGAAGCCAGUCGAUCUGCAUGUAGUACUGCUUGACGAUACGAUCUUCUUUCUACAUCGGCAAGACGAUAAGUAUCUGCUUAAGUUUAUCAAUACGACCAACCAGGCGGGCAAUUCCGUGCUGAGUCCAAUUGUCAAACUAUCCACUGUAUUGGUGCGUCACAACGCUGCCGAGAAAGAUUCCCUCUAUCUCGUCAACACUUCGCAGAACGGCGCACAGAUGUACAAUCUAGUGGCACCGUCCUCGACAGAACGUAAGCUCUGGUGCAAACAUAUCUCCGAGGCCGUUGAGGCUUACAAAGCACGCGAUCGUCAGGGUAGAAGACCAACGCCGUCCACCACGCUGUCAGAGGAACCGAUGCACACGGUGGAAGAUGUGUCGCCUUCCGCAAUGGAGGCGGACGACCUAACCGUCGAGAAAGAUCAGCCACAGGAUCGAGAAUCGAGGGAUCUUGGACAAAAUGCUGCUGGUAUGCAAGAGCAUGAUGAGGAGAUGCCGGAGACCGCUACUGUUACGGGAACUCCUACAGCUAAACAUAUGCAACAGCGGGUACAAUCGACUGAGUCGCCAACGACAGGUAUUGCGUUAUACAUUUAUAAAGUAGACGGUAUAGGGUAA